Penicillium canariense is the source of this 798-nucleotide messenger RNA. Its product is annotated as YoaK family protein. The record is from RefSeq and is a predicted model, not a curated record. The transcript has a single exon. NCBI's taxonomy places the organism in Eukaryota, Fungi, Ascomycota, Eurotiomycetes, Eurotiales, Aspergillaceae. The coding region runs from base 1 to 798 and encodes 265 amino acids.
AUGCGCAGAGAAGAAUACCUCGACAUGGCUUCCACCCUCCCCAGUCCCAACGCACCCCAGAACAGGUCCCACCUCUGGGACUUUUUCAUGGAAGACAUCCGGGAAGACCUCCUCCUCGAAUGCGAACUCCUCCUCCUCUCCUUCGCAACCGGCAUCCAAGACGCCGCCGCCUGGCCAGACUACACCUGCUUCGCCUCCAACCAAACCGGCAACACGCUCUUCCUCGCCAUCGGCGUCGCCGGCCUCACCAACAACGCCUACAGCUUCCCCAACAUCGGCGUCAGUCUAAGCCUGUUCGUGGCCGGUGGCCUGGUCAUGGGCCAACUGGGGAACUACGUGGGUGUGCGACGGCGGCUAUGGCUUCUCAUCAGCAACCUCAUUCAAACGACGCUCGUCUUCUGCGCGCUGAUCAUCCAGUACUCAUGGCCCAUCCGGCGGGACGGGCCGGCCGCAAUGGCUGUCAUUGCGUGCUUGGCGUUUUCAGGCGGCGCGCAGGUAGCGAUGAGUCGGUCAUUGAAGAUGACCGAGAUAACGACUGCGAUGGCGACGGCGGCGUUCAUCGAUGUGGUUGUUGAUCCGAAGUUGGGGAAGUUGCGGAAUCGGCUGAGGAAUCGCAGGGUGAUGUUUUUGGUUAUGUUGACGGCGGGUUGUUUUGUGGGUGCGUUCGCGCAGCGAGAGGUGGGCUCGCAUUUUCCGCUUUUGCUGUGUGCGAUUGGGAAGGUGAUGGUUAGCGGGGCGUUUUUGUUCAAUAGGCCUAUUGUGAAAGAGGAGGAGGAGGAGGAGGAUGUAAAAGCGUAA